AAGCAGGCAAUAAUCGAGUUCUAUAUUGCCGAUAGUUUUGUAUCGGCAUUGUAUUUGAAUUUCAUAUUUUUAAAGGCGCAAAGUGAGAAAUGGAUGUUUCAGUUAGCGGAAAGUUACCAGCUACUCAAAGUGCUGCUCAAGGAGGAUCAUCUGCUGAGGGUAUAGCUCCCGUUUUCCUUAAACAAAUUCUUUUGUCACCAGAGGGACAUUUUCAAAUGUUCGGAAUGACAUUUGGAAUGGUUUCAUGCGUUUGCAUUGUUCGAUCAAUUGAAAUAUCGUCAACCAAAAUAAGUUACACUUUGGAAGAUCAAUCUGGUCAAAUAGAGGCACAUUAUUGGUUGGAAGAAGGUGAUACAUCAAAAGCUCCCGAUGUGAUGCUAAACAAUUAUGUCAAACUAUACGGAAGUGUUCGAACUCAGGGGUCUCAAAAAAUGUUGAUGGUUUUUAAAAUGUUUGCUGUUAUGAAUGCAAACGAAAUUAAUACUCAUAUAUUGGAGGUACUUAAUGCCAGAUAUAAAUCUGAAGAGUUUGCCACAAAAAGAGCAGAUAACGGAAUGGGUGGAAAUGUGGGAGCAGUUGGUUUCAGCCCAAAUGAUGGUGGUGGUAACUACCUUGGUCUGGAAGCGAAGCAGCUGGCGGUACUACAAGCUGUUAAAAAUAAUAUAACUACAGAAGGAAUCGGAAGGAAGGAAUUGCAACAAAAAUUUAGCCAAACCAGUGCCAAUGAGAUUAACACCAUUAUUGAGUUUCUGAUAUCUGAAGGCCACAUAUAUUCCAGUUUUGAUGCAGAUCACUUUGUUAGUUCUGAAUAAACUUUUUAUUUUGAAAUGGUUAAAUAUUUAUAUAAUAAUUCGUAAAUA
Molecule: messenger RNA, 860 nt
Organism: Ceratitis capitata (Mediterranean fruit fly)
Lineage: Eukaryota; Metazoa; Arthropoda; Insecta; Diptera; Tephritidae
Gene: RPA2
Product: replication protein A 32 kDa subunit
Exons: 4
Coding region: 90-812 (240 amino acids)
Biological process (GO): DNA replication; nucleotide-excision repair; double-strand break repair via homologous recombination
Cellular component (GO): site of double-strand break; DNA replication factor A complex; nucleus
Molecular function (GO): DNA binding
Source: RefSeq, a predicted model, not a curated record